This is a messenger RNA of Urocitellus parryii (Arctic ground squirrel), 4827 nucleotides long. Lineage: Eukaryota; Metazoa; Chordata; Mammalia; Rodentia; Sciuridae. The record is from RefSeq and is a predicted model, not a curated record.
CUAGCUCUGCGCGGCCAAGUUCUUUUCUCCUUGGUGGUGGUGCACCUAACGGGGCCUUGGCGAGAAGGAAAAGAACUUCCGCUGUGGAGGGCAGCAUAACGUCCCCCUUCCGCGCGGACCUGGCGAUCCGGGCGCGUUCCGCAGGUAUUGAAAAUGAAAUUGGAGCUGAGAUAAAUUGAUGAGCACAGUUCAUUCUUUGGCUGUUUACCAUCCAUUCUGCACACAUUGGAUAGUCCUCAAAAUAAUUAAACAGCUUCCCAGACGUGGCGUGCUGCCUGGUCAGACCUUGGAAGGCUGUCCUGAGAUUCAUAAGUUACCUUGACGUGUCCUUGGAAUCCCUGAAGAGAGUGAUCACGAAUAUUUCAGGAUCAGACUAACAUGGAUGUUACCAAUUUGUCCCAUGGAGGUCUACUACCUGUGGACCCAGUGUAUAGUCAUGAAGAUGAGACAGAGGAAGAAAGUCCAGUGGCUGAUUGCCUGAGAAAUGAUCAGGAUUCAGUGAGCAUUGAGGAUGUGGCUGUGGAAUUCACCCAGGAGGAGUUGACUUUAGAGGACCCAACUCAGAGAAAAACACAUAAUGAUGUGACAGUGAAGAACUGUAAGAACUUGGCCACAGUAGGAUGUCAGACGCUUAUCAAACCCAGCCCUGCAUCUUCCUUGGAAGAAGAGGAAGAGUUGAUGACCAUGCACACAGGAGUUCUCCAAGAAUUGGAUAUGCAACUAAAAACCAAAGAUUCAGCACUUCAGCAGAAUUUUUUGACUGAACAUACCUCCAGUGAUAUACAACUAGAGUCGGUGACCUUUGAAGAUGUGGCUGUGGACUUUACCCAGGAGGAGUGGACUUCACUGGACCCAACUCAGAGAAACCUUUAUAAAGAUGUGAUGCUGGAGAACUUCCAGAACUUGUCUACAGUAGGACGUCAGCUGUUGAAACCCAGCCUGAUUUCUUGGUUGGAGGAAGAAGUGCAGUUGACAAUAGUAGAACGAGGCAUUCUUCAAGAAUGGGAGAUGCACCUUCAAACCAAAGGGACAGCACUUCAGCAGGAUGUGUUUUGGUCAGAUACAUCAAAUGGGAUACAGCUGGCAAGAAGCCACAAUGGAGAAGAACACUGUGACUCUAAGCAAGUUGGAAAAGUUUUUAGUGAGCACUCAUUCCUUCAGACAUAUGCAAGUACUCCUAAUAAAGAGAACACUUCAGAGUGUAAUACCUAUGGAAAAAACUUCCUUCCAUUGCUCAACAACACCUCUACUGAAGAAAGAUGUUCUAUGUUGAACCAGURUGUAAAACCUUUUACCUUGACUCCAGAUGUUUACCAGAAAAAAUUUACUGAUGAUAAAUCCUUUGAAUGCAGUGACUGUGGGAAAACCUUUGUUAAUGAGACACAUCUUCAGGCACAUAGCAGAAUUCACAAUGGAGAAAAUAUCUACGAAUUGGAACAGUGUGGGAAAACUUCUACUAAUUCCACAAGCCCCGAUGGGUGUGUUGAAAUGCCCACUGUAAAAAAAUACUAUGAAUGUAAGAAAUGUGAAAAAUUCUUUACACAUCCUCUUUACCUUAAUAUUCAUAUGCAAAACCACACUGUGGAGAAACCUUACGACUGUAAGGAAUGUGGGAAAGCCUUCACCAAGCGCUCAAGCUUAAUUGUACAUUUACGAGAACACACUCGUGAAAAGUCCUAUGAGUGCAAGGAAUGUGGGAAAGCCUUCCUUCAACCCUCACGCCUUGCUGAACAUAUGAGAAGUCACACAGGAGAGAAACCCUUUCAGUGUGAACAAUGUGGAAAUGCCUUUGCCUCUUCAUCUUAUCUUACUACACAUUUGAGAACUCACACUGGAGAAAAGCCCUUUGAGUGUGACAUAUGUGGGAAAGCAUUUACACGUUCCUCUUACCUGGUGGGUCACAUACGAACUCACACUGGGGAGAAACCUUAUGAAUGUAAAGUAUGUGGGAAAGCCUUCAGUGGGCGUUCAUGGCUUACUAUACACUUACGAAACCAUACCGGGGAGAAGCCCUAUGGAUGUACAGAGUGUCAGAAAGCCUUCACCAGCUUUGCUCAACUUACUGAACAUACAAAAACUCACACUGGCGAGAAACCCUUUCAGUGUAAGGUAUGUGCAAGAACCUUUAGAAAUUCCUCCUGCCUUAAGACCCACUUUCGAAUUCACACUGGAAUAAAACCCUACAAAUGUAAUUACUGUGGGAAAGACUUCACUGCACGCUCAGGCCUCACUAAGCAUGUACUUACACACAAUGGGGAGAAGCCAUAUGAUUGCAAGGAAUGUGGGAAAGCCUUCAGUACAUCUUCAGCCCUUGUUGAACAUAUAAGAAUUCAUACAGGAGAGAAGCCCUUUGAAUGUUACCACUGUGGUAAAGCCUUGGCUCAUUCCUCAUCUCUUGUUGGACAUUUGAGAACUCACACUGGAGAGAAGCCCUUUGAGUGUAACAUGUGUGAGAAAGCAUUUUCAACUUCAUCCCACCUUCGCAUUCACAUGCGAACUCACACUGGAGAGAAACCUUAUGAAUGUAAGGAAUGUGGGAAAACCUUCCCUGAACGCUCAUGCCUUACUAAGCACUUAAGAACACAUACUGGGGAGAGACCCUAUGAAUGUAAGGAAUGUGGGAAGGCGUUCACUAGCUUUUCUCAACUUAAUGUGCACAUAAAAACUCACAGUAGUGAGAAGCCCUUUCAGUGUAAGGUAUGCACAAAAUCAUUUAGAAAUUCUUCAUCCCUUGAGACCCACUUUCGAAUUCACACUGGAAUAAAACCCUAUAAAUGCAAUUAUUGUGGAAAGGACUUUACUGCACGCUCAGGCCUUACUAUACAUCUACGAAAUCACACUGGGGAGAAAUCAUAUGCAUGCCAGGAAUGUGGGAAAGCCUUCACUACUUCCUCAGGCCUUAUUGCACACAUAAGGAGUCAUAAGGGGGAGAAACCCUUUGAAUGUGACCAUUGUGGGAAAGCCUUUGCUUCUUCCUCGUAUCUUAAUGUACAUUUGAAAAUUCAUACUGGAGAAAAGCUCUUUCAGUGUACAGUGUGUGGAAAAACAUUUACAUGUUCUUCUUACCUUCCGGUCCACAUGCGAACUCACACUGAGGAGAAACCUUAUGAAUGUAAGGAAUGUGGGAAAGCCUUCAAGAAACUCGCUGUGUUCACUACACAUGUGCAAACAUACACUGGGAAAAAAGCCUAUGAGUGUAAGGAAUGUGGGAAAAGUUUUAAAUAUUCUGCCAAUCUUAACAUUCAUAUGCGAACCCAUACAGGAGAGAAACCUUAUCAAUGUAAGGAAUGUGGGAAAGCCUUUUCUAGGUGUUAUCCACUAACUCAGCAUUUAAAAACCCACACUGAAGAAAAGCCCUUUGAAUGUAAGAUUUGUGGGAAAUGUUUUAGAAAUUCUUCAUGCCUUAAUGAUCACUUUCGAGUUCACACAGGAAUAAAACCCUACAAAUGUAAGGACUGUGGCAAAGCUUUCACAGGGCGCUCUGGCCUUAGUAAACACUUACCAACUCACACUGGAGAGAAACCAUAUGAGUGUAAGGAAUGUGAGAAAGCCUUCACUUCAUCCUCAGGCCUUAUCAAACACAUGAAAAGUCACACAGGAGAGAGACCCUUUGAAUGUGACCAUUGCGGGAAAGCUUUUGCUUCUUCUUCAUCCCUAAUUACACAUUUGAGAACACACACUGGAGAAAAGCCCUUUGAAUGUAAGGUAUGUGGGAAAGCAUUUACGUGUUCUUCUUAUCUUCGCAUUCAUAUGCGAACUCACACUGGAGAAAAACCCUAUGUAUGUAAGGAAUGUGGCAGAGCCUUCACUGAGCGCACAAGCCUCACUAAACAUUUACGAACACACACUGGAGAGAACCCCUUUGAGUGUGACAUGUGUGGGAAAGCGUUUGCAUGUUCCUCCUAUCUUCACAAUCAUGUGCGAACUCACACGGGAGAGAAACCUUAUGUAUGUAAGGAAUGUGGGAAAGCCUUCACUGUUUCCUCACACCUAAGUAAACAUGUAAGAAUUCACACAGGAGAGAAACCCCAUAAAUGUGAGGCAUGUGGGAAAGCCUUCACUGUGCGCUCAGGUCUCACUAAACACGUACGAACUCACACUGGGGAGAAGCCCUAUGAUUGUAAGGAAUGUGGGAAAGCCUUCACUACAUCCUCAGGCCUCAUUGAACAUAUAAGAAGCCACACAGGAGAGAAACCCUACGAAUGUGACCAAUGUGGGAAAGCCUUUGCUUCCUCCUCAUAUCUUAUUGCACAUUUAAGAAUCCAUACUGGAGAGAAGCCCUUUGAAUGUAAUAUGUGUGGGAAAGCAUUUACGUGUUCCUCCUACCUUCACAUUCACAUGCGAACUCACACUGGAGAGAAACCUUAUGUAUGUAAGCAAUGUGGGAAAGCCUUCAUAAGUUCUUCGUAUCUUACAGUACAUACAAGAACUCACACUGGAGAGAAACCGUAUGAAUGCAAAGAAUGUGGGAAAGCCUUUACUGUUUACUCACACCUAAGUAAGCAUGUGAGAAUUCACAGUGGAGCAAAACCCUAUAAAUGUAAGGAUUAUGGGAUGGCCUUUAGUAGUUCUUCUCAUCUUACUGAGCAUAGAAACACUGGCGAGAAACCCUUUGGAUGUGAGGAACGAGGAAACUGCUUUAGGAAGCCCUCUUGCCUUAGUAAUACAUUCAGAUUCACAGUGGCAAGAAACCUUAUCAAUGUAAGCCAUGUAUAAAGUAUUUAUCUGUCACAGUUCACAUCAAAGUCCUGGAAGAACUCACAUUCCAAGCUGCCCCAUGAUCUUAAGAAGUGUGGGGAAGUCAUCAGAAGCUGCUCACAAUCCAAC